Molecule: messenger RNA, 1170 nt
Organism: Fonsecaea erecta
Lineage: Eukaryota; Fungi; Ascomycota; Eurotiomycetes; Chaetothyriales; Herpotrichiellaceae
Exons: 3
Coding region: 1-1170 (389 amino acids)
Source: RefSeq, a predicted model, not a curated record
AUGGCUUCAGUCAACAAGCACGCUCUUGUGUUCGGGGCAUCUGGCGUCUCUGGCUGGGCCGUUGUAAACCAGCUCUUGCACGACUAUCCAAAAGCAGAAACUUGGAGCAGAGUCACCGCUUUGACGAACAGACCUCUCGAUAUUGAAACCUCGCUAUGGCCAAAAACAAAUAAGCUCCAGAUCAUUUCUGGCCUCAACCUACUGAAAGGUGACCAGAAAACUGUUGAGGAAUCAAUGAAAAGCAAGAUUCCAGGUGUUGAAACGGUCACACAUGUCUUCUAUUACGCCUACAAAGCAAAUCCAAACUUUGAGCAGGAGAAGAAGGAUGCAGUUGAUAUGCUUGCUCGGUCAAUAACUGCUGUCGACCGACUUUCUCCAGCUCUAGAGUUUGUCGCGUUCCAGACAGGCGCAAAAAUGUACGGAUUUCUUCUCCAGGAAGACCACUAUCACCCUGUUCCGCUGAAGGAGUCAUUGCCUCGACUUAAGCCACCUUACAGUGACCAGCUCUUCUAUCACGCUCAGCUCGAUUGGUUGGAUGAUUACUCCAAAGGUAAAUCGUGGACGUGGUGCGAAACACGGCCUGAUAUUAUUAUUGGAUUCGCCCCAAAUCAUUCAGCCUACUCAUUGGCGGCUUCUCUGGGCAUCUACUUCUCCCUCUGGAGGGAGAUAAAUGGCCCCAGCAGUGUGGUCCCGUUCCCGGGAACUAUGAAAAGCUGGAGAGCAAAGCACAACGAGGCUGGUAGCGACAUGAUAGCUAAGCAGACGAUUUUUCUAGCUUUACAUCCGGAGGUGAGCGGCAAUGGAGAGGCCUUCAACGUCGCGUCAAGCCCCCAGUACGAGACAUGGGAGGAAAAGUGGCCACAGCUUUGCGAGUACUUUGGCCUAGCAUCCGCACCUCCCAAUGAUGGAUCAAAGGAGGUCCGGGCAUAUAUCAACGACAACCUUCCCAAGUGGAAGGCUUUGGAAGAGAAACACAAUCUUCGAACGGAUAUUGCUCAAUCGGGAAUAACUAUGCCCGGAUUUGAAAUCCUCCAUCUCACCCUGGCUGACUUCGAUCGACAAUACGAUAUGACAAAGAUCCAGAAUGCAGGAUUCAACGAGAAGAGUUCUAUCAUGGAGACCUGGGGAGGCACAUUCGAGAGGAUGAGAAGAGCGAAAAUGAUUCCAUAG